AUGGCAAAGAGUCUCGCUAAAUCGACGCUCAAGUGUUAUGCGUCUGCUUGGUCCAUGUUCACUACGUUUUGCAGCGCCUAUCUCCUCUGCCCCCUCCCGGCGCAGGUCUCCACUAUUUGCGCCUUUAUAGUCUUUUGCUUCGACACUCGCCAUCUCCAACCCGCCUAUAUCCACAAAUUAAUAGCCGGUGUCCAAUUCUACGCUAGGAUUAACAAACCUGACACUCUGAGUUUUUUCUCUAACCCGUCCAUCAAGCUUUUACUGAAGGGUAUAGCUAAAUCCUGUCCCACCUCCCCCGACUCUCGUCUCCCCAUCACCCUUCCUAUUCUUCACCAGUUGGUAUCUACAGUGAGGCGCGGCUAUAUUUCACCUUAUCUGGAUAAAUUAUUGGAGACAGUCUUCCUCACUGCUUUCUAUGGUUUCAUGCGCUGUGGCGAAUUCACUUCACCCUCUCCACUGUUUAACCCUUCCGUCGACCUCACUCUAUCUGAUCUGACUUUCUCCCCCUCUCAUUUCUCUAUAUUUCUGAAACACUCAAAAUCCGACUCUCUCCGUCACGGCACGUCCGUCUCUAUUUCCAAGCUGCACGGGGUUUUCUGUCCAUUUUCCUCGAUGGUGGAGUUUAUCAAACUUCGCCACGACAGGUCCCCUUCUUCCCCCCUAUUCCUCCUGCCCGACGGCUCGCCAAUGUACCGUCAAUGGUUCUGCAGCCACCUGGCUGCCGUCCUGCGACGGUGCAAUCUCCCACCAACGAAAUACACGGCCCACUCAUUUAGGAUCGGCGCGGCUACUACUGCCGCACACAGGGGCAUCUCUACGUCUGCGAUCAAACUCCUGGGAAGAUGGUCAUCGGAGGCCUACGCUUCCUACAUCCGCCCAUCCUGUCACCAAGUCCUGGAUGCCCAGCGCGCCAUCGCCUCCACGUCAGGUACGGCGACCCGUCAGGUAGCGCACUACCGUUGCCACGUUAUUCCCCGGGGCAGUUAA
Messenger RNA from Engraulis encrasicolus (European anchovy), 987 nucleotides. RefSeq names its product integrase/recombinase xerD homolog. The coding region runs from base 1 to 987 and encodes 328 amino acids. The record is from RefSeq and is a predicted model, not a curated record. The transcript has a single exon. Lineage: Eukaryota; Metazoa; Chordata; Actinopteri; Clupeiformes; Engraulidae. Gene Ontology annotation, biological process: DNA integration; DNA recombination. Gene Ontology annotation, molecular function: DNA binding.